Perca fluviatilis (European perch) is the source of this 904-nucleotide messenger RNA. RefSeq names its product osteoclast stimulating factor 1 (gene ostf1). Gene Ontology annotation, molecular function: protein binding. NCBI's taxonomy places the organism in Eukaryota, Metazoa, Chordata, Actinopteri, Perciformes, Percidae. The record is from RefSeq and is a predicted model, not a curated record. Gene Ontology annotation, biological process: signal transduction. The coding region runs from base 127 to 771 and encodes 214 amino acids. The transcript has 10 exons.
UAGUGCUAACUUACACUUCCUCAUUGCAUGGUUUAGCUAAGUGUUCACACCCCAUGGUUCACACUCCAGCGACGUUUUUGAUUAAAAUAACACGCAGCGGGUUUUGUUUUAUUUUUAUCCACGCAAAUGUCGAAGCCUCCUCCCAAGCCGGCCAAGCCAGGCCAAGUCAAGGUGUUCCGAGCACUGUUUACCUUCGACCCCAGAACGCCAGACGAGCUGUUCUUUGAAGAAGGAGAUUUCUUGUACAUCUCUGACACAAGUGACAGUAAUUGGUGGAAGGGGACAUGCCGAGGAAGGACAGGUCUAAUUCCAAGUAACUAUGUGGCUGAGCAGGCAGAGUCUAUUGACAAUCCAUUACACGAAGCAGCCAAGCGAGGCAAUCUGAGCUGGCUGAGGGAAUGUGUGGAAAACAAGGUUGGAAUCAACGGGCUGGAUAAGGCUGGAAACACUGCCCUCUACUGGGCAUGCCAUGGAGGACAUAAAGAUGUGGUGGAGGUGUUGCUAAGCCAGCCCAACGUGGAGCUCAACCAGCAGAAUAAACUUGGGGACACCGCUCUGCACGCUGCUGCCUGGAAGGGUUAUUCUGACAUUGUGGAAAUGUUGCUGAACAAGGAUCCAAGGACGGACAUUAAGAACAAUGAGGGUAAGCUGGCUCUGGAGAUGGCCACCAACGCAAUGUGUGCGUCACUUCUCAAAAGGAAGCAGGGAAGCAACAUCACCCGCACACACAGCAACGCUGAAGAGUAUUUGGACGAUGAGGACUCGGACUAAGCCAACCCUGUUGAAACAUCAUCACCGUCUUCCAUUGGGGUUUGCGCGAUCGUGGAGCGCAGAGAGUUUUAUUUCAGACCUAAAAUGGAUUUGCUGCUCUGUUUCCAACUGUAACUCCAUUUUAGUUCCAUUA